This is a messenger RNA of Aspergillus ochraceoroseus IBT 24754, 771 nucleotides long. RefSeq lists its product as uncharacterized. Bases 1 to 771 code for a protein of 256 amino acids. Gene Ontology annotation, cellular component: cytoplasm; nucleus. NCBI's taxonomy places the organism in Eukaryota, Fungi, Ascomycota, Eurotiomycetes, Eurotiales, Aspergillaceae. The record is from RefSeq and is a predicted model, not a curated record. Gene Ontology annotation, biological process: secondary metabolite biosynthetic process. The transcript has a single exon.
AUGGCAGACCCUACUUUACACUUACCACGCAUUCUCUGUCUCCACGGCGGUGGUGUCACGGCCGAGGUAUUCCGUCUCCAGAGCCGCAGCCUCAUCAAGCAACUCCAGCGGCAUUUUCGACUCUGUUUCGUAGAUGGGCCGUUCCUGUCCGAUCCAGGACCGGGCAUGAUCCCAACGUUUCAAAACUAUGCGCCUUUCCGUCGCUGGCUGUGCUGGAAACCCGAUCACCACCCCAACGACGCGGAAGAGAUCAUCAACGAGAUCGACCGAGCCCUCCAAGCCGCGAUGGCAGCCGACGACGCAAAAGGCGCUACAGGCGAAUGGGCCGGCCUUAUGGGUUUCAGCCAAGGGGGCAAAAUCUGCGCCAGUCUGCUCUAUCGCCAGCAGAUCCGAGCAGAGAAGUUAGGCACCGCGCGCUCAGGGUCCCGGUUUCGUUUUGCAGUCCUGCUGGCGGCUCGUCCGCCCCUUGUCUCGCUGGAUACCGAGCUACUUACCUCGUCUGCUCUGGCGGAGGCAUCCGAGAUCACUACCGGCACGUUUCAGAACUACCAAGUGCCCGAGCGCCAGAUCAGUCUGCCAACUGUGCAUGUCCAUGGUCUACGGGAUCCGGGCCUGCCACUACACAGGAAGCUACUUCAAUGGUGCGAAAGGGGGACAGCUCGCGUAGUAGAAUGGGAUGGCGACCACCGCGUGCCCGUGCGCGAGAAGGAUGUGGCGCUCGUUGUAGACCAGAUUCUGCUCGUGGCGAAGCAGACGGGAACACUAUGUUGA